Molecule: messenger RNA, 1828 nt
Organism: Rhododendron vialii
Lineage: Eukaryota; Viridiplantae; Streptophyta; Magnoliopsida; Ericales; Ericaceae
Product: beta-glucosidase 12-like
Exons: 13
Coding region: 137-1627 (496 amino acids)
Biological process (GO): carbohydrate metabolic process
Molecular function (GO): beta-glucosidase activity
Source: RefSeq, a predicted model, not a curated record
CCACUUUGAUUUUUAUAUAUUUCAUUUGAUUGCCCAUACCACUAGUUUUGCUUCCCAUCAUUACUCCAGAAGGAAAACUUGACAUCGAAAUUUCUAAAGCUUAAACUCGUGCAUAUAUAUAUCAGGCGAUAGAUCGAUGUCGCUUAACCGCAGCAAUUUUCCGGCAGAUUUUGUUUUUGGGACAGCUUCAUCUGCUUAUCAGUAUGAAGGUGCAGCAAAUGAAGGUGGUCGCGGUCCAAGCAUAUGGGAUACGUUCACUCAUACAUAUCCAGGUAAAAUAAGAGAUGGCAGCAAUGGAGAUAGGGGCGUUGAUUCUUACCAUCGUUACAAGGAGGACGUGGGGAUCAUGAAAGAAAUUGGUCUAGAUGCUUACAGAUUCUCAAUCUCAUGGUCUAGGAUUUUACCACACGGAAAGCUAAGUGGUGGAGUGAACCGGGAAGGAAUCAAAUACUACAACGACCUUAUAAACGAGCUCCUAAAAAGAGGUAUAAAGCCAUUCGUGACUAUAUUUCACUGGGAUCUUCCCCAAGCCCUGGAAGAUGCCUAUGGUGGUUUCCUAAGUUCUGAAAUUGUGGAAGACUAUAAGGACUAUGCAGAUCUUUGCUUUAAAGAAUUUGGCGAUCGGGUGAAGCAUUGGAUCACUUUCAAUGAGCCGUGGAUGUUUAGCAAUUUCGGAUACUCACUCGGUAUCUUUGCACCAGGCCGAUGCUCUUCUUGGCGGCAAGAAAAUUGCGUCGGCGGAGAUUCAAGUGUCGAGCCGUAUCUUGUGUCGCACCACCAACUUCUUGCUCACGCGGCCGCGUCGAAGUCGUACAAGCAGAAGUAUCAGGCAUUGCAAAAGGGUAAAAUCGGAAUCGCACUGGUAACUCAUUGGAUGAUACCUUUCUCAGAAGCAAGGGAAAACCAAAACGCUGCACUAAGGGCCAUGGAUUUCAUGUUUGGUUGGUUUAUGGACCCACUAACAACGGGUGACUAUCCACUUACAAUGCGAACUAUUGUGGGAACCCGACUUCCUAACUUCUCCGAAGAGCAAUCCCAGAUGUUGAAAGGAUCCAUCGAUUUUCUUGGAUUGAAUUACUACAGUGCCAAAUAUGUGGAACAUGCAGCACCAAACUCAAACAAUGUUAACGCAAGUUAUAAUACAGAUUAUCAAGUUAGUCUUACAACUCAAAAGGAUGGGGUUCCAAUUGGUCCAAAGGGUGCUUCAGAUUGGCUCUUUGAUUAUCCUCGGGGCAUUUACGAUACUCUACUCUACAUAAAGAAAAAUUACAAUAACCCACUUAUUUACAUUACGGAGAAUGGGAUUGAUGAGGUGAAUAAUGCGACAUUAUCACUAGAAGAAGCUCUAGAAGACAAUAAGAGGGUAGAUUACUUCCGCGGCCACCUUUCCUUCCUUCUACAAGCAAUCAAGGAUGGUGCUAAUGUGAAAGGAUACUUUGCGUGGUCGCUGUUGGAUAAUUUCGAAUGGGGCUUGGGCUAUACGUCUCGUUUCGGCAUCAACUACGUGGAUUUUAAAGAUGGUUUGAAAAGAUACCCGAAGCUUUCGGCCAGAUGGUUCAAGGAUUUCCUCAAACAGGAAAGUCUCUUACAGUGUCACGUUGUGGAUGAGUACAAUCAGUAUAUUUGAAAGAAACAACUACUACAAUUGUUUAUCGAAGUCAUUGUACCAAACUGAUUGCAUACAAUUUUUUGGGGGCCCAAGGCGCAAGUCUUCCUCGCCUUCCUUCAGGGACGAGUCUGAUCAUAAGUAUGAAACAAUUAUGGUAAGCGCACAAAGCCAGUUAUGUGCGCUUGCUUCCAAUCUAUGGUCAUUUUCGUGUUAGUAAUA